Triticum dicoccoides is the source of this 659-nucleotide messenger RNA. RefSeq lists its product as uncharacterized. The transcript is spliced from 2 exons. Bases 35 to 421 code for a protein of 128 amino acids. Lineage: Eukaryota; Viridiplantae; Streptophyta; Magnoliopsida; Poales; Poaceae. The record is from RefSeq and is a predicted model, not a curated record.
UCUCUCCGCAAGAUCAGUCUGCCAAAGAAGCGAGAUGGCACGCCUAUCUUCCAUUCCCGUCUCCCUCCUGCUGCUAGCUAGCCUCGCCUCCGCCGCCGCCUCGGCAGCAGCCGUGGGUCAAGAGGAAGGAGGCAUCAAGAUCCGCGUGCGGUAUCCAACCAAGGAGCAGUCGCGGUGGCUGAACCGCUGGGCGGAGAAGCAUCAGGCUCAAGGAUCCGGCGAAGGCUUCAGGAUCCGGCCGGCCACCGACGAGGAGUCGGCGUUUCUGAACCGCAUGUCAGCCCGCGGUGCGGAGAAAACCGGCGGCCGAGCCGGCUACGACGGCCGCAUCGAGUUUGGCGCUGACCAUCCUUUUGGAAGAAUCGUUGAGGAUGCCUUCCACUCUCGAGCUCACACGUCCAAGGCGAACGAUGAGCUUUAGGAGCAUUGGUGCCUAACCGGCGAGGCCAUGGAUGGCCUCGUGUCCUUGUCGAUGAACGGAAUUGAUAAGGGAGGAUGGCAGCAAGGAGUGGCUGUCGUGUAUCACUAGCCUGUUUUAGUAGCUUGUUUUUUCUUUUCUAAUCUGUUUUAGUAGCUUGUUAUGGCGUCGAGGCCAGUAAGGUUCGUCCUCGGAGAUGUUAUCGAAUUCAUCAUCUACUAGUUGCAGUGAUUGUGGUUUA